AUGUCUAUAUUUAAUGUCUCUCUAACGUUUCUCAUUUUUCAUUGCGCCUUUGCUGAAUUGAGGUCUCAACUCUCCAAAAAUCAGGUUUCCCUCAUCCAACAACUCCUACAUGAAUUUGGCGGAAUCAAACUCUCCUUCGAGUCGCUGAGUCAACAGUUCCCAGAAAAUGAGAUUUUCUUUUCUUUAUUGAAUCCGGAAGAAUCAGUGCCGUUAAUUGAAUUGGGUCGGAGGGAAAAUCUGAUAUCACUUUCGAUUGCUGAGGAAAAUCUUUCAAAAAUAUGGGAAACAGAGCUGAAAGGGUUUGUACAACUCUACUUUCGACAAGAUGAAACGGGGAAUUUGGUGGUGGAAACGGAUAAUGAUGGGCAGCGAUCAGAUUGUGUUUCAAAUGAAAUCUCGAAGAGAAUAAAAGACGGUCAAUUCAAAGUGCUGAUUCAUCCAAAUGUGAGUGUCAAUGUGACGAUGUCGAUGACAAAUUCGUUCAAAACGCAGAAAAGUUGUGAAAAAGCUGACGAGGUGUUCGUUAAUGAGACCAAAUCAGUUGGUGACAAUGGCAAAGCCAAGCAUUUGGAACACUAUUGUGAAUAUAGUGGUCUCUUUUACGCGUCCGGAUCAACUUUUCAGCCGGGAGCCUGUGAACGCUGCAGAUGCAGUGAUGGGGCGAUUGCUUGCACAUUUGAAUCCCCUGUUCCGUGUGAUGACUCAACUCCAGAAUGGCUUCGUGGCUGUUGCCCGAAGGUCCAUCAGACCGAUUUUUGCUCUCCGUCUCCAUGCGGAUCGGACGCAAAUUGCACAAAUCUCAUUGAUCGAGCCGAUUGUGUUUGUCAAGAGGGGUUCACCGGCGAUGGAAUCACGUGCGCCGAUGUGGAUGAGUGCCAAUUCGAUGAGGCUGCGAGAGAACAAUUGGGCGGAUGCUUGGUGGGAACGAUUUGUGUGAACACUCCCGGCUCGUUCCGGUGUGAUUGUCUGCCCGGACAUCAACGGAUCGACGAUCGAAAUUGCCUUGACGUACUUCGCAUU
Messenger RNA from Mesorhabditis belari, 1020 nucleotides. The record is from the annotation of a GenBank genome assembly. NCBI's taxonomy places the organism in Eukaryota, Metazoa, Nematoda, Chromadorea, Rhabditida, Rhabditidae.